ACGCAGCAUUCUUUUCUAAAAGUCAGAAGAUAUUUUUUGUGUCUUCAAUCUCAUUGGUUUGUCUUCUAAUCUUAUCUCUAUGAUCACCUUUCAAAUGAUAUUAAGAAAAUACAUUUUUCCUUCCAAGUAAAAAAAAUAUUUUCCUUCUCUCCAUCCUACUGAUUCUGAUCCAUGGCUGGAGUUGAACUAGAAAUUGGGAAACCUGUGCAAGAGCUGGUAGAAAAUGGAAUUGAGUUUCCAAAUAAUUAUAUCUGGGAAAGUCCUAAUUUUGGAACCAUAGAUGCUUCUGUUCCACUUGGAGACAUUCCAGUUAUUGACAUUUCUCAGUUGAAAGAUUCGGAUCAUCAACUUCGAUCAGCUCUUAGCUCAUGGGGAUGCUUUCAGGCAAUCAAUCAUGGAAUUGAAAAUUCCUUUCUGGAAGAAGCGUGUGAAGUUGCCAAACAAUAUUUUCAGCUUCCAAUGAUGGAGAAGGAAAAAUAUGCGAGACAGAAAGGUGAAUUUUAUGGGUACGGAAAUGAUAUGAUUCUUUUCCAGAAUCAAACACUUGAUUGGAACGAUCGCUUGUACGUUUCACUCAUCCCAGAAGACGAAAAAAAACGACAAAAUUGGCCUCAAAAUCCACAAUCUUUUAGGAGGAUAUUGAAUGAGCUCACUACAAAGAUACAACAGACAGAAAAACUUCUUUUGAAGUCCAUGGCAAGGUCCCUACGCUUAGAAGAGGACUGCUUUUUGAAGAAAUUUGGCGAGCGCAGAAUAAUUGAUGCAAGAUUCAACUAUUAUCCUCCAUGUCCAAGGCCUGAUCUUGCUCUAGGACUCAAGCCACACGCAGAUAGCUCCACAAUAACUUUUCUCCUGCAAGACAAAGAAGUAGAAGGUCUUCAAGUCAUGAAAGAUGAUCAAUGGUUUCGUGUUCCUAUAAUACCUUAUGCUUUUCUUGUUCUUGUUGGUGAUCAAAUGGAGAUAAUGACUAAUGGAAUUUUCAAGAGCGCAGUGCACACAGCACUGGCAAACUCUAGCAAGGCAAGGCACACUAUGGCUAUAUUCUGCACUCCAGAACCGGAAAAAGUGAUUGAACCAUUGGGGGAACUUAUUAAUGAUAAAAGGCCAAGAUUAUACAAGGCAGUAAGAAACUAUGUGGAUACUUAUAUGGACUACUACCAGCAGGCAAAGAGGGCAAUCGAUGCUGUGAAAAUUUAGAUUCUCUUCUAAUUGUUAAUCUUUCCAAGACAAGCUCCAUCUUUCUACUCUUCCGGUGUGUUAUGUAACAGCAAUAAAUAGUGGCUGAUCGAAGAUGUGUCCUGAGUAUCGCUGCUGCAACAAGUUCUUGAUGCGUUUAUUGCAUUACUCUCUACUAUAUUGUAUUGUAUUUAUCUACUGAAAGCCAGGGUCUUUUGAAUCAAUUACGGGAGCUGUAUUUUACCCUUACUAUCUACGACUAGCCUUAAUCGUUGAUCUA
This is a messenger RNA of Olea europaea var. sylvestris, 1456 nucleotides long. Its product is annotated as codeine O-demethylase-like. Lineage: Eukaryota; Viridiplantae; Streptophyta; Magnoliopsida; Lamiales; Oleaceae. The record is from RefSeq and is a predicted model, not a curated record. The coding region runs from base 172 to 1197 and encodes 341 amino acids. The transcript is spliced from 5 exons.